Lodderomyces oxycetoniae is the source of this 603-nucleotide messenger RNA. RefSeq lists its product as uncharacterized. Lineage: Eukaryota; Fungi; Ascomycota; Pichiomycetes; Serinales; Debaryomycetaceae. The record is from RefSeq and is a predicted model, not a curated record. Bases 1 to 603 code for a protein of 200 amino acids. The transcript has a single exon.
AUGUCUGAGAAAGCAGACUCAGUGGGAGCCGUGACAUUUCCAGAUGCUUCAAACAAAUACCCAAAUCCCUUGGGGAACUUUUCUAAAGGUUUAGGGUAUCCAGAAUGGCAUCCCAUAGAUACAAGAAAACAAGUUUCACAGUUAUUUAGAUUUGGAUUUUACACAACUAUUGGGUCGUAUGGGUUUUUGUAUUUAUGGAAACGGACUACAUUCAAAUUGGAAAUACCACUAUCGGCAGUGGCCUUCUUCACAAUCGCUAAAGGUAUGCAAAGCUCGUUAGCCAAUUUAAGAGAGAAGAAUGAUUGUUGGAACACUUUCUGGGGGUUGGCUACUGCAAACACGAUAGUUUUAACUGCAGCUUUCAAAAGCAUGCCUCCAAAGCAUAAAAUCUUGACUGGUGUGUUUGGUACUUCAUUGGCCACAAUCUUUGAUAGAGCAUAUUGGGCUCAAUCUACGAGUAACCCUUCAUAUAAUGCUAAAUAUGAGUCCGCUCAAGUGGAUAAGGAUUUACCAAAGCAAAGUUUCUGGGAUAUUUGGCAAAGAAGACCAUUGACUGAUACUGUUCAAGAAUUGGGUGUUGGACGUGGAAUAUUCAAACCCUAG